CGAGGCACUCACUGAAAGUGACUUUGAUUGCAAAGCGUAUCCAAAAGCGACCUCCGCGGAACCGCCGCCGCACAGCGCCGGCGUGCAACCCUUCAGCUCUCCGGACAAAAAAAUCAAACAAACAAACAAACAAACAGACAAACCGGAGAAGAAAAAUUCGCUUGCUUGCGCUUCAGGAAGAAGAGCUGACGCGCAUCUUCCUCACCUGCGCGUCCAACUUUUUGGAUUCCCAGGCCCCGGGCGCCCCCACCCCUCCACCCCACACCCCAACCUGAGCGAGCCCCGCAGCCCUGGAUUCACUACUGCUGAUCAAUGGACACAACCUGCUCGGCGGCCAGCAGCGCUACACACACGCCGUGAACUCCUCUUUCUCUCUGGCUGGAGCUCCGCUGGGGGUCUGGAAGAGGAUGGAGAGAGGAGGGGAAAGUCCAGUCACACAGGACAGUCCUGAGCGGAGAGGCGGUAGUCCGGACCUCGCUAGCCUGCCACCGCCAGGGAAGAAGGGCCGAGUGGAGCUCAACGGCAGCCCCACGGGGCCCCGCCUACGGCAAAAUGGGGCUCCGCUCAGACCCCUUGGAGGUCUGAUGAUUCCCGUCUUCUGUGUGGUGGAGCAGACGGAUGGAGGGAUCCAGGCCGACGGAUGUGACGGAAGGGAGGAGCAUGCGGAGUUUGUUCUGGUGCGGAAGGACAUUCUCUUCUCCCAGCUGGUGGAGACGGCGCUGUUGGCCCUUGGCUACUCGCACAGCUCGGCUGCACAAGCGCACGGUGUCAUCAAGGUGGGGAGGUGGAACCCUUUACCAAUCCACUUCCUGACGGACGCUCCAGAAGCGACAGUGGCCGACAUGCUCAUGGAGGUCUACCACAUGGUCACUCUCCGUAUUCAACUACAAAGUUUUUCCAAGCUUGAGGACCUUCCCUGCGAGCAAUGGAACCACGCGACUGUGCGGAACGCUCUCAAGGAUCUCCUCAAGGAAAUGAAUCAGAGCACUUUGGCCAAAGAGUGUCCUCUGUCACAGAGUAUGAUCUCGUCCAUUGUGAACAGCUCCUACUAUGCCAACGUCUCCACUGCCAAAUGCCAAGAGUUUGGCCGCUGGUACAAGAAGUACAAGAAAAUCAAAGUGGAUUAUUUGGAGAAGAUGUGGUCAGGACGAGAGUCUGCUGACAUAAAAAUUGAACGAGACAACAUGGCAGACUUUUGCAUGCUAGGUCAGAGACCUCCUCCUCACUUGGCCGGCCUAGCGCAGCUCGGUCACCUGGGUGGCGGUGGCCCCCUCCUGAAGGUGGGAUCUGGAGAUCCGCAGGCACCUUCGCAGCCUCCCCAGCAGCCUCCACUCCCCCAGCAACAGCCUUCGCCGCAUGGCCCCCUUCACCACAGCCCCCCUCUCCACACGGGCCAGGUGCCCGCGCCGCCGCCACCCCACCCGCCUGGGGCCCUCCAGCCCCUGCUAGGCCCAGGUGGGCUGCUCUCGCCUCAACUCUCACCGCAGCUGGUGCGCCAGCAGCUCGCCAUGGCCCACCUCAUCAACCAGCAGAUAGCUGUGAGCCGGCUGCUGGCCCAUCAGCACCCGCAGGCUAUUAACCAGCAGUUCCUCAACCACCCGCCCAUCCCGCGAGGCUCCUCCAAGGUCGGCAGUGACCAUCCGGGAAGCAACCCCUCGGCCUCAGAAGUCUCCUCUGAAAUCUACCAGCAGGUUCGAGAUGAACUGAAAAGAGCCAGUGUCUCUCAGGCGGUGUUUGCCCGGGUGGCCUUCAACCGCACACAGGGUCUGCUGUCGGAGAUCCUGAGGAAGGAGGAAGACCCUCGCACGGCCUCGCAGUCACUGCUCGUCAACCUGAAAGCCAUGCAGACCUUCCUCAACCUGCCCGAGGGUGAGCGGGACCGCAUCUACCAGGAGGAGCGGGAGCGCACCAUGAACCCCACGGUGGGGCUUCCCGCUUCCAACUCGGCCAACCCCGGUGCGCCACGCCUCUCCCAGAAAGGGUGGGAGAGGAGCUUGGAUGAGCAGAUAACACCUGAUACCUGGGCCUCCAUUUGGAAGAACAAGAAUAAGAUAGCCAACUCACCAAAGCCAACAGGACCCGUGCCUGACCUACCAAUCAAGCUGGAAUCGCUAGUCAACAUCACAUCGGGGAUCUACGACGAAAUCCAGCAGGAGAUGAAGCGAGCCAAGGUUUCCCAAGCGCUCUUUGCCAAGGUGGCUGCCAACAAGAGUCAGGGAUGGCUGUGCGAACUGCUCCGCUGGAAAGAAAAUCCAAGCCCGGAGAACCGCACCUUAUGGGAGAACCUGUGCACCAUCCGCCGGUUCUUGGCGCUUCCGCAGACCGACAGGGACCUGGCAUAUGAGGAGGAGUCACGGCACCAUCACAGCGAGAGGCUACACACAGUCCUCCACCUGCCGCAGGACACACAGCUCUUUUGCCUUUCUCGGCAGGCGCUCCACAGACCACCCCCGCCCCAGAUAAAGGAGCACCGUUCAUCUCCUAUGCGAGAGGAGCUGUUAUCGGCUCCCAUUAACGAUGAGGGAGCGCAGACUGUCGUAACGAGUGCUGGAGGUGCACAGAGCACCACUAGUAGCGCUGGAAGCAGCAAAAAGACAAGAUUGCGUACAAAGAUCUCUCUGGAGGCAUUGGGCAUCCUGCAGAGCUUCAUCCAGGAUGUUGGCCUGUAUCCAGACCAAGAAGCCAUCCACACCUUAUCGGCACAGCUGGACCUGCCCAAACACACCAUCAUCAAGUUCUUCCAGAACCAACGCUACCACGUCAAGCAUCACGGCCGCCUCAAGGAGCUUAGCGAGGGGGCCACCGCCAGCGGAGGCGUGGAUGUCAGCGAAUAUCGGGAGGAGGAGCUACUCUCGGGUUCAGAGGACCCAGAGUCCAGUGAGGAUGGGACAGAGGAAAUCUACCAGUCAGAGGGGAGUGGUGGUGGGAGCACAGGAGGACUGAACCAGCCUCAAGCUUCCUCCAACUCUAGCCAAGGGUCUUCUGGGAACAACUUGACUCAGGAGGAGAGCAAGGACAAGGGUCAAUCCCGACCAGGUGGUCCUCUGGCUCUAGGAAGCUCGUCAUCUAGUCCCAGAGAGCAGCCUGACUACCAGAGGUAGAGAAGGCCAAACACAACAAAGAAACACCGAGGGAACUAUUGGAAUGGAAGGACAAAGAAACUCCAGCAAUGGAGUUCGGACUAAGUGUUUAGUUGAAGUAGGCACAGGAAUCAUAAACCACUGGCCAGAAACAUUUCAUUAUGACAAUCGUAGACUAACUUUUUACUUUGGCCCCUAGACACAAUUAGUGGGCUAUGUGUAAAUGUGAAACACCACGAUAGCUCAACUAAAGCUGCUCAUGUGAUCAAUUAAAGAGCACCUAGCAAAGGGUUGGAAGCGUAGGAUCAGCUUGAGCCAAAGACAGAUGUGUUUAUCUUUCUCUUGAGUCUGAACACCACGUCACCCUGAACCCUUUGAGUCGAGCACAUCUCAUGGACUUUGGAGACCUCGUAAACCUCAGGACGGACACUUGUGUUGCUAUUGCUGUUCUUUUCCUGAGAAGACCAACCAAACAUCCCGCAUAACCCUUGAGAAUCACUACCAAUCCUAUCUAGCACUUGACUUGACUUGACGAUUUUAUGGAUGUCUCGGUCCCCUUCUCUUGUCUCAUCCCCUAACCGACCCAGCUCCAUUCCCCCGCUCAAAUCUCAUCAAACUCUGAGCCUAAUAAAGAAACCACAAGAGGACACCAUCGACUGUUUUGUCAGGGAAACAAGGAGAAGAAGGUUGUGGCGCAAAGGGACAGUAAACUCCCCACCUUGAACCUUUCCCAGCAUCAUCCACAUGUGUGGCAAGAAGAAGCCCGAAACUUUUGGGGGAGGGACUUGUGCAGCCUAUCACUUUAAAAGUGGUAGUUUAUCCUUCCCAUUACACCCUAAUUUUUUCCAUCUUUAAUUAGUGCCCCUAGUCUCGUGUCUAACUCUGCCUCCCCCGCACUUGAGUCCCACCAACCUUAUUUAUUGCUAUCUAUGAUUAUUAUUAUCAUCAUUAUUGUUAUUGUAAUUGUUAUGAUGGUUAGAAUAUCUAAGUGCUAUUUCAAAUUGUUGAUGUUCCUGGCUUUAAACAAGGGCAGUUAUUUUGAUAAGACACACGGACGACUUUAAAAAGAAGCAGUUACUGAGUGAUAUUUGCUAGACAACAAAUCCCUGUCAUGUUGUGGUAUUUUGUUUGUUGCAGCAACAACGUCCAGAAAAUGAACUUUAAAAAGAAAAAAAAAACAAUUUGUGCUACACUUUGAUGCAGUUGAUGACAAUCUACUUUUUUGAGCCACAACAAACACGUGGCAAUUCUAUUUCUAUUCUGUAAUGUCUGUAAAUACCCAAAAUGGGAUAGAUUGUUAUCAGUGUAUGUUUGUUUUUCAUUAUUUUGGAGCGAUUUUUUUUGUUGCUGUUGUUGUGUGUUUGAGCCAGUUUGGGACAACAGGGGGGAGUUUUUCUUUUUGUUUUUGUGUCAACUCAGUGAAAUCAGUUGCAUUGUGCCAGCCAAAUCCAAUCUUUUUUGAAAGAGUAUUUAAGAAGUGAAAAGUGUCCGGUGUUUAAUGUCUGGUGCAGUUGUGUACACACACGUUCAAAACAUUCUAUGAGAAUAGAUCACUGACGACCUGGCUUCUACUUACCAGGUCAACACAAAUCCGAUAUUGGCGAGUUUUUCUGUAAAACAGGAAUC
Molecule: messenger RNA, 4706 nt
Organism: Syngnathoides biaculeatus (alligator pipefish)
Lineage: Eukaryota; Metazoa; Chordata; Actinopteri; Syngnathiformes; Syngnathidae
Gene: satb2
Product: SATB homeobox 2
Exons: 14
Coding region: 408-3101 (897 amino acids)
Biological process (GO): regulation of transcription by RNA polymerase II; chromatin remodeling
Molecular function (GO): RNA polymerase II cis-regulatory region sequence-specific DNA binding; DNA-binding transcription factor activity, RNA polymerase II-specific
Source: RefSeq, a predicted model, not a curated record